GAUGAAGAAGAAGACGAAGAAGACAUCAACCGGAACACUACUAACUUCAUUUCCUUUAUAUUCUUGUGCUUGAUUUCUGGUGCAACACGAGUAAAGGAAAUAUAUUUUGUAAACUUUGAAAUACGGUUGUUUAUUUAAAACAACAACUAGAAGUUUGACGUCGGAAAAAAAAUGUCUCACACAAUUCUACUUGUCCAGCCAACAAAGAGACCCGAGGGCCGCACGUAUGCGGACUACGAGUCGGUCAAUGAGUGUAUGGAAGGUGUGUGCAAGAUGUACGAGGAACAUUUAAAGAGGAUGAACCCAAACAGUCCGUCCAUCACUUAUGAUAUCAGUCAGUUGUUUGACUUUAUUGAUGACCUGGCAGAUUUGAGCUGUCUUGUGUACAGAGCUGACACCCAGACAUACCAGCCAUACAACAAGGACUGGAUUAAAGAGAAGAUCUAUGUGCUCCUGCGGCGUCAGGCACAACAGGCUGGGAAGUAAAUGCCAGGAGUUUGCCCUGCAGUUCAAAUCUAGGAGAAGUUUGCUGUGCAUAAAGAAAUUGAUACUUAAUUAAAAUAUAUAAUUGAGUGGGGGUUGGGUGGGGCAUACAUUUGAUAUUCGCAAAGUGGAGCCUCAUUUUCAAGGACAGAAAUGCUCCAUGAGACCGAUAUUUUUUGUUUUUUUGUUGUCAGAUACUGAUUUCUUUUAAAUAUGUGGUCUGUUUAUAUGAGCACUAUUUGACAUGUUUUUAUACCUGUAGAAUAGGCUGCUGUGGACAGAGGGGUGUUUAUUUGAAUGUGGCUGCAUAGGUUUCUUUUGAAUGUCAAGCGAAGCAAAGUUACAUUUUGUAGCCUGUUACUAUUCCACCCUUUUUUUUCCCCGAUUUUUUUUUUUCAGCAUAUAUUUACUUUGCUUCUGUUUUGUGUUUCUAAAUAAAAUAUUGUUUUCAUUCUGA
Gadus macrocephalus (Pacific cod) is the source of this 940-nucleotide messenger RNA. RefSeq names its product enhancer of rudimentary homolog. The coding region runs from base 172 to 486 and encodes 104 amino acids. The record is from RefSeq and is a predicted model, not a curated record. The transcript is spliced from 4 exons. Lineage: Eukaryota; Metazoa; Chordata; Actinopteri; Gadiformes; Gadidae.